GCCUGUGGCCCGACUCUCUCUCACGAAUGUGGCACCAACCUGUACCAGAACGGUGUGUGUUACCUCUUCAAUGGUCAGCUCCAGCACAUCGCCAGAUACCCGUCCAGAACACAAGACUGUUUCACUGCCCGGGUGGACCUGGCCCUGCUCAUCGAUGGCUCGGGGAGUAUUGUUCCGUCCGACUUCACUCUCAUUAAGGAGUUCAUCCUCCACAUGUUCCAGCGAUACCGGCACCGCGACGUUCAGUUUGCUGUGAUGCAGUACUCGGAUCUGGUGAAGAAAGAGUUUAACUUUGAGGAAUAUGAGCUUUCCAAUCGAAACGAGUCCCUGGUCCAGAAGAUCCGACAGCUCACGGGAGACACCUACACCCCCACAGCCAUCAAACAGCUCGUGGAGGAAAUCUUUGUGGAGGAGAGUGGUUUGCGGAGCAACUCCAAGCGGGUGAUGGUGGUUAUCACUGACGGCAAAUCCAAUGAUCCUGACACCACCUUCUCGGAGGCGAUCCGUCUGGCUCAGGACAAACACAUCCUUCGGUUUGCUGUUGGG
This is a messenger RNA of Hemiscyllium ocellatum (epaulette shark), 546 nucleotides long. RefSeq names its product integrin alpha-D-like. The record is from RefSeq and is a predicted model, not a curated record. The transcript has 4 exons. NCBI's taxonomy places the organism in Eukaryota, Metazoa, Chordata, Chondrichthyes, Orectolobiformes, Hemiscylliidae. The annotation marks the transcript as partial.